AUGACGACGCGAUACCGUGUAGAGUAUGCUCUCAAAACCCAUCGUCGUGAUCAAUUCAUAGAAUGGGUUAAAGGCUUGCUUGCUGUGCCUUUUGUGCUUCAUUCCCAGCCAACUGGCGUCUUCGAAACGAGAAGUAAUUCGGUACAACAGAUGGCGGCGGAGGCACACCGUCGAUAUAAAGAAAUCAUGCGAGAUGUGGAAGGGAUGAUUGACGACCACAUUGAGCAUCAGAAGGACAAUACUCAUGGCCAAUCGAAGCUCAAAUUACUAGUGCCAACUAUUGGCACCUUUUUCACACGUCUACCUCUUGCAGACGCUUUUGAGUACCAGGAUAAAAAGAGAUUCAUCUCCUCAAGAAGAUUUGUACCCCCGUCUUUCAACGAUGUUCGCUUGAUCUUGAAUACUGCUCAGCUUAUGGGCUUAACUGCAACUGGUAGUCUUGACCUUGCUACUUUCGAUGGAGAUGUUACUCUCUAUGAUGACGGGCAGAGUUUAUUACCCUCUAAUCCUGUUAUUCAGAGGAUCAUCGAUCUCAUGAGCAACGACACAAAAAUUGGUAUUGUUACGGCGGCAGGAUAUACUGAAGCGGAAAAAUACCAUGGGAGAUUACAUGGACUCCUUACAGCAGUCAAUACAUCUACUGUGCUUACAGAGCAACAGAAAAAUAAUCUGAUAAUUAUGGGCGGCGAGUCGAACUUCCUUUUCACAUUUGAUUCAAGCUCUCCAUACCUUCUUUCCCAUCUCCCACGACGAGAGUGGAUCCUACCAACCAUGAAGACCUCCUGGUUACAACCAACCAUCACUGAACUCCUCGACGUAGCCGAAUCCUCGCUCCGCGAAUGCGUUCAAAAUCUAUCCUUAGCAGCCACAGUCCUGCGAAAAGAACGAGCCGUAGGUAUCAUCCCCACCGUCCCCGACUACAAGUUCCCCCGCGAGAGUCUCGAAGAAACAGUCUUAGUCGUGCAGAAGAAACUCGAAAUGAGUGAAGUCGGGCGACUCCUACCCUUCUGCGCUUUCAACGGUGGAAACGACGUAUUCGUUGAUAUUGGGGAUAAAUCGUGGGGUGUACUCGUUUGUCAGAACUUUUUCGGGAGUCGUGGGAAAGCGACUGGUGAGGUCGAUGAAGAAACGGAGGCUAUUCUGGGCGAGCGCACGCUUCAUGUCGGUGACCAGUUUUUGAGCGCUGGGAGUAAUGAUUUUAAGGCGAGGGUAGUGGGUACUACUGCGUGGAUUGCUAAUCCGACCGAGACCGUGGAGCUUUUGGAUGAGUUGGUGGGACUUAUUGGGAUGAAGAGGAAGGAGUGA
Molecule: messenger RNA, 1305 nt
Organism: Glarea lozoyensis ATCC 20868
Lineage: Eukaryota; Fungi; Ascomycota; Leotiomycetes; Helotiales; Helotiaceae
Product: HAD-like protein
Exons: 7
Coding region: 1-1305 (434 amino acids)
Biological process (GO): nicotinic acid riboside biosynthetic process; nucleotide metabolic process; inosine salvage
Molecular function (GO): magnesium ion binding
Source: RefSeq, a predicted model, not a curated record